AAUCCCAUGCAGCAAACGGCUCAUGCAGCAAAAUAGUUGAUGUAAACAAAUCGUGAAUUCUCACAAUCACCUUUUUUAUCAAAACCAGUUCUGUAAAUCGUGUAAAACCUAUAGCAAAAUGUUGAGUGGCACCGGCAAAGCUAGGACAUUGGUGCGACUCGCGGGAUCAGCAAUCCGUCAAAAGGCGGUUUGCAAUUGCGCUGCAGCGUACGGCACGGACGUGUUCCGGAACAGAAACUCAGAUGGCAUGCUUGGACGAGUGUUACUACGUAACCCUAGCGCUCCGGUGAUGCAGUGGAAACGGACCAUGUUCAUACAAACGCAGGACACACCGAACCCGCACAGUUUGAAGUUCCUGCCCGGCGUUACCGUUCUGGAUGCCGGACAAACGAUGGAUUUCCCCAACGUUUCGUCCGCCCAGUGUAGCCCACUGGCGAAGCUGCUGUUCCGCAUCGAAGGUGUACGCUCCGUAUUUUUCGGAGCCGAUUUUGUCACAAUAUCGAAGGUGGAGGAUGCCGAGUGGUCCAUCAUUAAGCCGGAAACGUUCGCCGUGAUAAUGGACUUUUUCGCCAGCGGUCUACCGGUGGUGACCGGGGCUAACCCGAACAACAGCACGCAGAUCAACGAGGAUGACGAUGAGACGGUGCAGAUGAUCAAGGAGCUACUGGAUACCCGCAUCCGGCCGACCGUGCAGGAGGAUGGUGGAGAUAUCAUCUUCAUGGGCUUCGACGAUGGGGUGGUGAAGCUGAAGAUGCAGGGUUCCUGCUCCUCCUGUCCGAGCUCGAUCGUGACACUGAAGAACGGGGUGCAGAAUAUGCUGCAGUUCUACAUCCCCGAGGUGGUGUCGGUCGAGCAGGUAACGGAUGAGGUAGACAAGAUGGCGGAAACGGAAUUCUCGAAGCUCGAGAAACAGAUUCGCCAGAAGGAUGAGCAAUCGAAUGAAAAAUCUUGAAUCAUUUGUUAUGUAAGAUGAUGCUCCUUGGUCUUACGUUUUAGCGUAAUGUGUUACCGCGCUGUACUCAUGUGUUAGUAGAAAAUAAUAAAAGCCCGUUAUAAAGUA
Molecule: messenger RNA, 1060 nt
Organism: Anopheles darlingi
Lineage: Eukaryota; Metazoa; Arthropoda; Insecta; Diptera; Culicidae
Product: NFU1 iron-sulfur cluster scaffold homolog, mitochondrial-like
Exons: 2
Coding region: 119-952 (277 amino acids)
Biological process (GO): iron-sulfur cluster assembly
Cellular component (GO): mitochondrion
Molecular function (GO): iron ion binding; iron-sulfur cluster binding
Source: RefSeq, a predicted model, not a curated record